This is a messenger RNA of Sapajus apella (tufted capuchin), 1180 nucleotides long. RefSeq names its product uracil DNA glycosylase (gene UNG). The record is from RefSeq and is a predicted model, not a curated record. Gene Ontology annotation, cellular component: mitochondrion; nucleus. Gene Ontology annotation, molecular function: uracil DNA N-glycosylase activity. NCBI's taxonomy places the organism in Eukaryota, Metazoa, Chordata, Mammalia, Primates, Cebidae. The coding region runs from base 94 to 1035 and encodes 313 amino acids. Gene Ontology annotation, biological process: base-excision repair, AP site formation via deaminated base removal; base-excision repair. The transcript has 7 exons.
CGGGCCGCUUGGCGCCAAUUGCUGACCGCCACAGCCAGGACCAGCUUCGCGGGUUCCCCGGCGGCGCGCAUUCGCUGCCUCCUCGGCUCCGGGAUGAUCGGCCAGAAGACGCUCUACUCCUUCUUCUCCCCUAGCCCCGCCAGGAAGCGACACGCCCCCAGCCCCGAGCCGGCUGAUUUGGGGACUGUCGUGGUGGCCGUGGCUGAAGAGAACGGAGAUGCGGCGGCCAGGCCCGCCAAGAAGGCUCGGGCCGAGCAGGAUGAGCCCGGGACGCCACCCUCCUCGCCGCUGAGCGCGGAGCAGUUGGACCGGAUCCAGAGGAACAAGGCCGCGGCCCUCCUCAGACUCGCGGCCCGCAACGUGCCCGUGGGCUUUGGGGAGAGCUGGAAGAAGCACCUCAGCGGGGAGUUCGGGAAACCGUAUUUUAUCAAGCUAAUGGGAUUUGUUGCAGAAGAAAGAAAGCAUUACACAGUUUAUCCACCCCAACACCAAGUCUUCACCUGGACCCAGAUGUGUGACAUAAGAGAUGUGAAAGUUGUCAUCCUGGGACAGGAUCCAUAUCAUGGACCUAAUCAAGCUCACGGGCUCUGCUUUAGUGUUCAAAGGCCUGUUCCACCUCCGCCCAGUUUGGAGAACAUUUAUAGAGAGCUGUCUACAGACAUAGAGGGUUUUGUCCAUCCUGGCCAUGGAGAUUUAUCUGGGUGGGCCAAGCAAGGUGUUCUGCUACUCAACGCUGUCCUCACGGUUCGGGCACAUCAAGCCAACUCUCAUAAGGAGAGAGGCUGGGAGCAAUUCACCGAUGCAGUUGUGUCCUGGCUAAAUCAGAACACGAAUGGCCUUGUUUUCUUGCUCUGGGGCUCUUAUGCUCAGAAGAAGGGCAGUGCCAUUGAUAGGAAGCGGCACCAUGUCCUACAGACGGCUCACCCCUCCCCGUUGUCAGUGUAUAGAGGGUUCUUUGGAUGUAGACACUUUUCUAAGACCAAUGAGCUGCUGCGGAAGUCUGGCAAGAAGCCCAUCGACUGGAAGGAGCUGUGAUCGGCAGCUGAGGGGUGGCCUGUCUCCACUGGUUUCUUUUGAGAAGCUGCUGUUAACGUUUUUGUCAGUUAUGAAGUUCCACUGAAAAUUUUCCUGUUAAUUCUUAAAUACUCUGCAUAAGGAGGAAAAGCUUCCAAAAAGCAGC